Molecule: messenger RNA, 4959 nt
Organism: Brenthis ino (lesser marbled fritillary)
Lineage: Eukaryota; Metazoa; Arthropoda; Insecta; Lepidoptera; Nymphalidae
Source: the annotation of a GenBank genome assembly
AUGGAUCGUCGGUGUUCACAGUCGGUCAGGACGCUAGUUUUUGACGAUUCGGAUUCAGAUCCGCCUAAAGGUGGACAGAAGAAGGAUUUGUCAGCGUCUGCUGCUCCACCCUCGCUAAACCAAAGCGCGGAAGAUGCCUCAAGCAAGGUCCGCAGCAACCUUGUGCGUAUGCGUCGAUCCGCGCUCGGCAAAUCUGCACCGACUCUGUCUAUCCACGUGAAAGAGCAAUGUGCGGUGUCCCGACGACCAUCCCGCUUACCACCUCCGCCACCACAUCACCGACUUUCCCUCGUGGUGGGCUCUGGACGGUGCAGUUCGCCCGGCACAGGACCUCUCUCCCCAGCAGAGGGCCCACGGUGGCACGCCCACCACGCCCACCCACUACAUCACGCGCUACUGUCUUCUAGCGUGAAAAGAGGGAAGGAACUUGAUGGUCGAAGAUGGUCGGUGGCGUCGCUGCCUUCAUCCGGGUAUGGUACCACGCCAGGAAGUUCCAGCCUUUCAUCACAAUGCUCGUCGCAAGAGCGCUUAUUGGCGGCGCAGGCUGCGUGCGAGCCGCCACGCGCGCCCUGCCCGCAUUGCCACCACCACCAGAACUCACUCAAUAGCUCGCAAGGCAGCGGUAUGAACUGGGCGUCGCUGUCGGACAGCGGUGGCAGCGGGCACGUUGCGCGCGCGCCUUCGCCCCGCGCCCUGCCGCGGAGGGUCAGGAGUCGCAGUUUGAGUUCGCCCUCCCGAUCUCCGGGCGGUGGCAGCGGGUCGGACGGCUCAAAGGACGACGCGGUGUCGGCCAUGUCGUCUCUGUUCGCUGCACGGUUCCCGGCCGCGCAACGAGCCAUGGACGACAAAUUAAGGGGGUUGAUCGAAGAACUGACUGAAUUAGAUAAAAAACCCGACCGUCCGCCCAUCGAGAGAUUUGUACAGCGACAGGUAUUGGAAAUGGCGCGGGAUUGCCUUCAUAAGUCCGAGUCGAAACAAGUGACGAGUUCAUACUUCUACGACAUGGCGGACAGUCUUGACAGGUUGCUGGCUGAGACGCGCGAGAAGUCGUCGGAGGCGGGCGCGCAGGUGGCGCCGCUGGUGACGCGACUGACGCUGGCGAUGGCGCGGCCGGCGCGCCUGCUCGAGUGUCUGGAGUUCGAUCCCGAGCGGUUCUACCGGCUGCUGGAGGCCGCCGAGGGUCACGCCCGCCAUUUGCAGGGCAUGACGACAGACAUCCCGCAGUACAUAAUCCACAAGCUGGGCCUGUCCAAGGACCCGCUGGCGGAGCUGCACGUGCCGCCGCCGCCGCCGCCGCCGCAGAACUGCUCGCCCUCCAAGGUGCGAGGCCGCCAGUCGCCGCCGGGCGCGGGCGGAGCGCCGGGCGCGGGCGGCGCUCCGCCCUCGGAGAGCGACUAUCAGGUUAUCAAGCUGAUCUCCAACGGCGCGUACGGCGCCGUAUAUCUAGUCAAGCAUAAACAGACCAGACAGAGGUACGCAAUGAAGAAAAUCAGCAAAAACAACUUGAUAUUAAGAAACCAAGUGGAACAAGCGUUUGCUGAACGAGAUAUUUUAAGCUUCGCGGACAAUCCUUUUGUGGUGACGAUGUACUGCUCAUUCGAGACGAAGCGGCACCUGUGCCUGAUCCUGGAGUUCGUGGAGGGCGGCGACUGCGCCACGCUGCUGCGCGCCGGCCCGCUGCCGCCCGACAUGGCGCGCCACUACUUCGCCGAGGCCGUGCUCGCCGUCGAGUACCUGCACUCGUACGGCAUCGUGCACAGGGACCUCAAGCCGGACAACCUGCUCAUCACUGCAACCGGCCACAUUAAGCUCACUGACUUUGGACUCAGCAAAAUGGGUCUCAUGUCAUUGGCAACAAACCUCUACGAGGAGUACGCGGACCGCGAGGCGCGGCAGUUCUCCGAUAAGCAGGUGUGCGGCACGCCCGAGUACAUCGCGCCCGAGGUCAUACUCAGGCAGGGUUACGGUAAACCAGUGGACUGGUGGUCCAUGGGCAUCAUCCUUUAUGAAUUCAUCGUUGGAUGCGUACCUUUCUUCGGCGACACGCCAGAAGAACUGUUCGCGCAUACUGUUAAUGACGACAUAGAGUGGCCGUCGGAGGACGACUUCCCCAUAGCGGUGGAGGCGCGCGCCAUCAUCACGGAGCUGCUGGCGCGCAACCCGCGCGACCGCCUCGGCACCGCCGGCACGCACCAGGUCAAGGAGCACAUAUACUUUUACGGCUUGGACUGGAAUAAUCUGCUACGGAGGAAAGCUGAAUUUAUCCCACAACUGGAGAAUGAUGAGGAUACAAGUUAUUUCGACAGUCGCUGCGACCGCUACAACCACAGCGAGGCGGAGACGGAUGAAGCGGCCGAGCACGAACCCCACGAGGCGGACGAGGCACUCUUCGCUGCCUUCUCCUCCACUUCACCUCAGUGGCGACGCCACUAUCACCACUCACAUUCCGCCGCUGAACACGAUUCAAGGAGCACGGACAGUUGGCCGGGCACGCCGGACAGCGCGGGGCCGCCCACCACGCCCACGGCGCCCGCGCCCGCCGCCCACCACUCCAAGUGCCCUAUGGUGGGCACGGGCGGCGGGUCGACGGCGGAGUCCUCGCAGACGGACUCGGACGACGUGUCGCCGGCCGCGCGCCGCCGCGCCGCGCUGCGCCCGCUGCCGCACCCGCACCCGCUGCACGCACACCCGCUGCACGCCAGCCACGGCGCGCUCGUUGCCAGGAUACCGGAGGCGCAAAAGAAAGAAGACAAGGGCAUAGAUAAGCUCGACAAAGUGGAUAAGAAGCCGUCCGCGCUCAUCGCGCCCAAGGCCAUGCGCCGCUCCGCCAGCACCUCGGGCCUGUCCCUAGUCAUACAUCCAGCGGAAGACACAAUCUCAACAAUAGCGAUAGGCGGCGCAGCGUCCCCCUGCGCGGGCAAUACCUCCUCCACCAACUCGUCGCGCGACUCCUCGCCGUGCCGCGACCCGCCCUCGCCAUUCGCCAUCGCUAACCACUCGUUGAUCCAGUCGUCGAAGCCGCCGAUCGUGGUGCGUCGCGGGCCGCGCGGCUUCGGCUUCACCAUCCACACGGUGCGCGUGUACUACGGCGACACCGACUACUACACUAUGCACCACUUGGUCUCGGCGGUGAGCGAGCAAGGCGCGGCGUGGGCGGCCGGCCUGCGCGCCGGAGACCUCAUCACUCAGCUCAAUGGGGAAUCUGUGCAGGGACUGUUGCACACACAGGUCCUUAGAUUGCUGCUGGCAGCGCCUCAUGCGACUCUCCGCGCUACGCCGCUAGAUCAAACUACUAUUCAAGCGGGAGGGCGGCGUCGCGCGGGCGGACGUAGAGCCUCCGCGCCGCCGCGCCCGCGCCCGCGACGGCGCUGCUCGCUGUUCAGACGGAUAUCUACUAAGCGAGCCUCGCAGGAGAUGCAUCAGAUGGUGUCAGCCGCGGCGAGCGAGCUGCCGUCGCCGGCCGCGUCGCCCGCCGCCGACUCGCCCCUCCACACCACGCACCCCACCACCCACUACCAGCGGCCUUCAUCACUUCAUGGCCUGAAGCACAAGCUGGGGGGUGAAGUGCGCCGAGCGUCGCUGCAGCACAUGCCGCUGUCGCCACUGGCACGCACGCCCUCGCCCUCGCCGCAGCCCGCACCCGCAUCACCUACCAGCCGCGGGUGUGAGGCGCGCAGCCCGUCCCCGCUGGCGACGCGCGAGUGCCGGCGCGCGUGGCCGCGCCGCGACCCCGCCUCGCCGCUGCUCAGGCGCGCGCUGUCGCCGGACAGACUCCACCCCCGGUCAGCGGAGGCCAAGUGCUCUAUAUCGCCGCUGUGCUGCGCGGGCGUGGGCGGCGCGGCGGGCGGCGCGGGCGCGGCGGCGGCGGGCGGCGCGCGGCGCGCGGGCCCGUGGCGCCCGCCCGCGCCCGCGCCGCCCACGCCGCCGCCGCCAGACAAGGCGGACGAGCCCACGCUGCCCCGCAUCGCCGAGGAGAAGGAUUCGCCUACCCACCACGCGGCCAGGCUGCCUGCCAGGACGCCAGCUAAACAGAGUACGCCAAGUAUCUUCACGUCAUCGCCCAAGGCCAGCUUGGACAAGUCCACGUUUGAGGGGAGCGCGUCGUUCGCCUCGCUGUCGCUAUCCGACGAGUCUUUUGUGGAUAGCAGCAUGGAUGUAUCCAAUAUAGAUACUUCGAGAGAUAUUAAUAUCGAUGAUAGCCGAUCAAGCACAGAACUAAGUGUACUAACAUCAGAUCUCAGUAAAAAGCUAGUGACCACGCAAGACUCGAUGCCGAGUGUGAGCGAAGUGCAACCAAAAACAAGGAAGAAGUCUGACUCGAGUCUCAAAGAUGAAGACUUCAAAACUAAGGAGAAGUCUAAGAAACAGGAGAAAGAAGAGAAAGUAUUAAAGAAGCAAGACUCAAUGAAGAAGAUUGAAAAGGUCGAACUGAAAAUAGAAGAGAAACAAGAAACUCCGAAAGUAGAAGAGAAAACUAAACAAGAAAAGGCGAUGGAACGUAGUGGAUCUGUCAGGAGGUCUGAGAGUAAACAAGAAAAAGAAGUUAGAGAAGCGAAGGAGAAGAAGCAAGAAAAGCAAGAGAAAGCGGAGAAGAAACAAGAAAAGAUUGAGGCUAAGAGGUCCGAAUCAAUGAAGAAGAGUGAAGGGUUAAAGCGUCAAGAAUCUAUGGAAGCUAGUAAGUCGCCGGAGGAGAGCGAGGGCCGCAAGCCCAGCGGCGGCAGCAGCAUGGUCAGCAAGCUGCUGGGCGUGAUGGGCCGCAAGCGCGACGACGACGACCACCGCGCCAAGCGGGACAAACAUGCCAAGAAGAAGAACACACCAAGUACUCCGCAGCCGACACAGACACAGAAACCUGUAGAGACUCCAACAUCAGAGAAAAGUAAUGAAAAACAAGAGAGCGAUGACAAAAAGACUAAAAAAGGACGAGGCAGAGCGUCAAGCUCUUCGUCUGCGGAAAAG